UCCUGUUUCAUUCUGACCACCUGCUAAUCAUCUGAUCAACUAUGGAACCCAAGACACCAGCACUGUCCAGCCCUGGUCCUGGUCAUCAACAUUUGCCAGAGGAAUUGCAUGAACUAAAUACAGAGUUUUGUGAUGAAAAUGUAACAUACACAGAAGUCAAAGUUCGUGAUUCUUCAAAUAUUCAGAAGAGAAAACGAACUAGGAUUUGGAAAACAAAAGAGUCUCCAUGGUGCAUUGCUACAGUGACAUUUGCCUUGCUUUAUUUAAUUGCUCUUGCGCUAGCUGCAUUUAUGAUAGCUAAGGUUAAAUGCCUAGAAGACAUUCUGAAUACACAGGAAAACAAUACUGUUGUGGCUGGAUAUUGCAACACAAUAUAGCAAAACAGAGGUAACUGGUUCUUCUCUGAAGAAAACUGAUAUCUUAUUUCUGCUGAAAAUAAGAUCUUGGCAGCAAGGAAAUUGUCCUGAAGCAAUGAGCUCCAGUCUUCUCAAGACAUACAACAAAGAAGAAUUGGAAAUGUAUGGCACAAUAAUCCUUCUUACAUUUUCUUUUCUUUUUUUUUUUUUUUUUGUUUUUUACAUUUUCUUAUACAGAAGGUAAUUAUAGAGACAUUUUAACAUUUUGUGUUCUUUCAAGUAUGCUCAACUCAGCAUAUUGUAAUAAUUGGAGAUCUCUUAAUCAAACCUAAAUAUCAAAAUAUGGGCUUAAAUGGUUAUGUGAUUUUUAAAUUUUAAAUAUAUUUGUACAUAGAAGCAAAUGCUAAUAUACUAAAAUUUCAGACCCUGCUAAAUAAAUGAGAGGAAGCCACAUAGCACAUAUACACUAAAGAGCAUUUAGUCACAAUGAGCACUUAAAAAAUACCUAGUAUUUAUUGAUUACUUCUAAUGUUCCCAAUACUACUUCAGUGUAUCACAUAUUAGAUCAUGUACUGCCCCAAUAAUUCCUACAAAACUGUACUAUUUUUAUGGCUGUCAUAUUAACAAAGAAACAGAGACCCAGAAAGAAUGAGGAAUUUUCCAAAGUUGUAUAGCUAGUAAAAAAUAGAAACAUAAUUUAAGCCAAAAUAGGUUUACUCUAGAGAUUACACAUGGAACCAUUAUGCUAUGCUGACCUCAGAACAAGAAGUCAUGUCAGAUCAAGUUGUAAAAAUAUUGCUUCUUCAGAAAUAGUGAGGGCUGCAGAUUUACAUUUUCCCCACCCAGCUGUAUCUUUCAGAGAGGAACAAAUGAGAAAAAAAACUUUCAAGAAAGAAAUAUUAUACUGGCUCUUUAUAAACAGUAUUUUAUGAAUAUUUUAUACUAAUCAUUCUCUGGAAUAUGGAAAAAAGAGACAAAUAGAAGUGAUAUUUUUCAACUUAGUAGACUCCAGCAAGCUUAAAGAAUAUAGGUCUCCUUUAAUUUUAGUUCUCAUCUACUAUGUGACUGUAUAUUAUUUCUUUUUUUACUGCAUUCAAGUUCUGUUAUUGCCUUUAAUAAAGACUUCAGUCUAUA
This is a messenger RNA of Dama dama (fallow deer), 1490 nucleotides long. RefSeq lists its product as uncharacterized. The record is from RefSeq and is a predicted model, not a curated record. The transcript is spliced from 5 exons. NCBI's taxonomy places the organism in Eukaryota, Metazoa, Chordata, Mammalia, Artiodactyla, Cervidae. Bases 42 to 377 code for a protein of 111 amino acids.